Molecule: messenger RNA, 1346 nt
Organism: Biomphalaria glabrata
Lineage: Eukaryota; Metazoa; Mollusca; Gastropoda; Planorbidae
Product: retinol dehydrogenase 7-like
Exons: 5
Coding region: 320-1273 (317 amino acids)
Molecular function (GO): oxidoreductase activity
Source: RefSeq, a predicted model, not a curated record
GUGUGUGUGUGUGCCUUUUGUAACAUUUGUGUCAAUGAUUCUGAACACUUUGUUGAUUGUUGUUGGUUAAUAGUUUAGUGCGUUAAGUUGAAAUAUCAACUGUUUAAAUAGUGAGAUAAUGUAUGAAGCCUUAAUAAAAUGUGAACAGUUGUCAGAAAGUGGGAGCUGGAUACAGCUAAGGUUACGCUAAAUUACCCAGUCGUUUUUCUGUGACGAUGCUAUGAGUGUAGCUUCGAGUACUAUUGGAUUCUACGUGUAAGUCAGGAAGAUACUUAAAGUUAUCAGACGACUGCGCUCUGCAUGGUUGUACAUCGUUAAUAUGAUCUGGAUUAUUUCUGCCGGUGCGCUGUCAAUUAUCACAAUUUUCUUCUUGGACCGACUGAUAAGAUCUUUCAGAGUUAGCAACUAUUGGAACAAAUAUGUCAUGAUCACUGGAUGCAGUUCUGGAUUUGGCGAAGCUUUGGCAAGGCAUCUGGAUAAUCUGGGCUUUAACGUAUUUGCUGGAUGUCGCUCAGCGCAAGCGAUGGAAGCAUUAAGCAAGAACAGUUCUGGUCGUCUGGUGCCGAUUCUCAUCGAUGUACGUGAAAACCAAAGUAUUGAGUCUGCUUUGGCAGAAGUGAAGAGGAUACUUCCUGAGGGCAGAGGUCUAUGGGGGCUGGUCAACAACGCAGGCGUCCUUGGCAUCGUUGGGAUCAGUGAAGUGCUGACCAGAGAAGACUUCCACAAGGUGUUUGAGGUCAACCUGUUUGGCUUGAUUGAGACCACACGACACUUCUUACCUCUCGUAAGACAGGCUAGAGGCCGAGUGGUCAACAUGUCCAGCAUAGCGGGCCGCAUUGCUUUCCUCUCUGGCGCUUACGGCACAUCCAAGUUUGGGGUGGAGGCUUACUCUGACCUGUUGAGACGAGAGAUGUACCACAGGGGUGUAAAGGUUUGUGUCUUGGAGCCUGGAGGUUACAAAACUUCUUUUUCAGACUUUAAUAACUUGACUCCCUACUUAGUCCAGUUAUUUGAUGAGAGAGCCACAGAAGAGAUGAAACAGUGCUAUGGAAAUGUCCGUAAAUUGUAUGAUAAACUGAUCGCUUCGCAAGUCCAGUACGUGCCAAAUGAUAUCAGUCCAGUCGUGGAGGCCUACACACAUGCCCUCACUUCGAGCUUCCCCAGGACCAGAUAUUAUGUCGGCAAGGACGCCAAUUUCCUUCGCCUUAUUUCUUGUUUGCCAACAUGUUUAUCUGAUCUCAUAUUGGCCUUACCAAGUAGUUCAGGAACAUGAAACAUUCCAGCAAUAUCCACAGUCUGGACUUUUGUUUCAAUCAGAAAUUAUAUUUGUUAUUCAAACCUUUGCA